AUGUGGCUAAAAUUUUCUAAGUAUAUAUUAUCUUCAUCAAAAAGUUCAUCAUUAAUUUAUUUUGAAUUAAUUAAACAAUGUCGCCGUGAAUUUUCUCGUAAUGCAUCAAAAUUGAAACUUCGUCGUUCAAAACAAAAUCUUGACCAAUCAAAUAUAUUACGUAUUGAAAGUGAAAAAGAAAUUCACCGAAGUACACUUCUUAUUCGACCAACAAUAUUUACAUUGAGUUUUGUUGGCUGUUCAUUCGUAACAUGUGCUAUUUGGCAAUAUGAGUCUCAUAGAAAGAAAUUAAAAAGACAAAAAGAAAAUUGGCAAUCGAAAGAUAAAUCGCAAAAUAUAUCAUCAAAAUUGAAAAAUAUUUGGUAUAAUAUUCCAGAAUCUAAACGAACAAUUGGAACAAUAAUUGGAUUAAAUUUAAUUGUUUUCCUUUCAUGGAGAAUAAAAAGAUUUGAGCCAUUUUUAUUAAAAUAUUUUACAUCAACUCCUUAUAAAAAAAAUGUUAGUUCAAUGUUAUUAUCAACAUUUAGUCAUUUUAAUGGAAUACAUUUUCUAUGUAAUAUGUAUGUUUUAUGGUCAUUUAGUGAUCCCAUAAUCAAAAUAUUUGGAAAAGAGCAAUUUUUUGCUGUUUUUCUAUCCGGCGGUGUCAUUUCUUCUUGGUUAAGUUAUGUAUCUAAAUUAAUGACACGAACACAAAAUAUUUCUCUAGGUGCAUCUGGUUCAAUAAUGACGAUAUUAGGUGUUAUUUGUACGCAAUAUCCUGAUGCAGAAUUAGCAAUUAUAUUUCUUCCUUUUUUAACUUUUUCCGCUAAAACGGGUCUAAUAUCAAUGGUAUCUUUUGAUAUAGUCGGUACAAUAAUGCGAUGGCGUUAUCUUGAUCAUUCAGCACAUUUAGGUGGAGUUUUCUUUGGAAUCUUUUAUGUUAAAUAUGGUUCUAAAUUAAUGUGGGAAUCAUUGACAUCAAUUGUUCAACGUUGGCAUCAAUUACGAGAAAAAUUUAAAUAA
Molecule: messenger RNA, 1002 nt
Organism: Rotaria socialis
Lineage: Eukaryota; Metazoa; Rotifera; Eurotatoria; Philodinida; Philodinidae
Source: the annotation of a GenBank genome assembly